This is a messenger RNA of Aspergillus novofumigatus IBT 16806, 390 nucleotides long. RefSeq names its product TRAPP subunit TRS20. Gene Ontology annotation, biological process: endoplasmic reticulum to Golgi vesicle-mediated transport. The coding region runs from base 1 to 390 and encodes 129 amino acids. The record is from RefSeq and is a predicted model, not a curated record. NCBI's taxonomy places the organism in Eukaryota, Fungi, Ascomycota, Eurotiomycetes, Eurotiales, Aspergillaceae. Gene Ontology annotation, cellular component: cytoplasm; TRAPP complex; nucleus. The transcript has 2 exons.
AUGGAUGAAUGGCAAUAUGUAUCUCAAACUCAUCGACACCUACCCCCCGCCUCGGCGUAUAUCUCCGCGUUCCUCACACCCUCCGGAACAAGAUUCCUGCUCCUGCACCAGCCGCCUCAGCUUCCUUCGACGGGGACUGCGGGGUCCGGCUCGUCGCUGCUCGGCUCGUCCUUCUCCGUUGGUGGCGGGAGCUCGUCCCGUGCGUCGAGUAGCUCGAUCGCGGCGAAUCCGACCUCGCCGCAGACGGAGGAGGCCGUGCGGCAGUUCAUGAACGAGGUGUAUGAGAAUUAUGUCAAGACGGCCAUGAGUCCGUUUUAUCGGCAGGGGAUGGAGAUCCGGAGUCCGGCGUUUCGGGCCAGGGUUGUGGCUGCGGGGAAGAAGUGGCUGUGA